Molecule: messenger RNA, 587 nt
Organism: Cladocopium goreaui
Lineage: Eukaryota; Dinophyceae; Suessiales; Symbiodiniaceae
Source: the annotation of a GenBank genome assembly
CCAGAGUCUGACCGACCCCAUUUUUCGGACAUGGCGCGUCUUCGAGUCCUUCGAGCAUCGCUGCUGGCGCUGACGCUGACCUUUUGGAGCAGGGCCUGGGUGGCGAGUCGGCGGGGAGUUGUGCACGGCAUGCUGGCGCUGCCACUUCCAGCUUUGGCAGAUGUGAUCCGAUUACAACAAGCACCGCUGCCCAAAGAAUAUCGGGACUCCCUGGUGCCCGCAGCUCAAGCCUUGAAAGAGGCCUUAGAGGCUGAAGAAAGUGUUGGUGAUGCCUUCAUUGGGGAGGAAGCGGAAAAGACCUUAAGUGGCCUGGAACAAAAGGCUGGCCAGUUGAUACAGAAGUACGGUGAACGAUACAUGUCUGAGAGAGGGCUUCGACCAGAUGAUCCUCUCAGGGACAACCAGGCAUAUUUUCUGAUGGAGGAUGCAGUUAACAUCUUUGAGGUGGCUGUGAAGACGGAUCAGCUACCAAAAGCCCGAGGCAAGUUGAUCGCGAAGCUGCAGGAGGUGCUGGACUUGGCGGAGAAGGUUGGCAUCCAAGAAUCUUAGAUUCAUAUUUAUAAUAAUUUAACAAAAUUGGAAAAUAA